GCCCGGCGGGGCAGGGGUCGUGCGCGUGGCGACUUUGCUUCAACUUUAUGAUGUCUUCCCCUGAAAUUGCUUCCCUUUCUUGGGGUCAGAUGAAGGUGAAAGGCUGCUCUACAACAUACAAGGACUGCAAAGUAUGGCCGGGAGGAAGCCGAACCUGGGAUUGGCGAGAAACUGGGACUAAUCAUUCUCCAGGAGUGCAGCCAGCUGACCUUGAAGAAGUUGUCAAGAAGGGUGUUAAAACUGUGGUGAUUGGUCGUGGCAUGAGCGAGGCUUUGCAGGUUCCACCAUCUACUGUGGACUAUCUGAAGAAAAACGGGAUCGAUGUGUUGGUCUUGCAAACAGAGAAGGCUGUGGAAGAGUACAAUGCCCUGGCUGCUCAGGGUGUCAAAGUGGGGGGAGUUUUCCAUUCAACCUGCUGAAGCGUUGCAGCUCAUUCUGCCUUCCUUGUCCGCAGCCAAACCAUGGACACACCUCUCCGCUGAAUCAAGUUACAGUCAGAGGGUGGACUUAUGUGCCAAGGCAUUUGUGCACUGACAAUCUAAAAUGCAAGGACAGUUUUAGUUCAGGAUUUAAACAAAUUGAGUGCUCACAAAAGGGGGCUGUUAAUGAAAUCAUUUAAUUACAAACCAUUUCCAUAUGUUCUUGAGAUUGACCUAAUCUUCCGCUGAAGACUGUCCAUAUUCUGGUUACUUAACUUUUCACCUGUUGGCUAAAUUAAGAUUUUAGUUUUGAAUACUUUUUAUUAGGAAGUGGCCUGAAAUUAUAUUAUCGCCUGUUGGAAUGAAGCCAUAAGACAGCUGAUGAGUACAAUCAAGUGGUAGAAACAAGGCAGUGGAAAAGAAGCACUUUACCACUACUGUAUAAAUAAGUUAAAAAUAAAAUAAAUUAAAAAGCGAACCCAGAACAUACAACUUUGCCUCCUGCUGGCGACUUCAGUCAGGAUAUUGGCUAUGCAGACCUGUUUGUGAUGAUUC
Gavia stellata (red-throated loon) is the source of this 974-nucleotide messenger RNA. RefSeq names its product adipogenesis associated Mth938 domain containing (gene AAMDC). Gene Ontology annotation, cellular component: cytoplasm. NCBI's taxonomy places the organism in Eukaryota, Metazoa, Chordata, Aves, Gaviiformes, Gaviidae. The record is from RefSeq and is a predicted model, not a curated record. The transcript is spliced from 4 exons. Gene Ontology annotation, biological process: positive regulation of fat cell differentiation. The coding region runs from base 48 to 419 and encodes 123 amino acids.